This is a messenger RNA of Pseudopipra pipra, 4507 nucleotides long. RefSeq names its product solute carrier family 4 member 1 (Diego blood group) (gene SLC4A1). The record is from RefSeq and is a predicted model, not a curated record. Gene Ontology annotation, molecular function: monoatomic anion transmembrane transporter activity; solute:inorganic anion antiporter activity; bicarbonate transmembrane transporter activity. The coding region runs from base 164 to 3094 and encodes 976 amino acids. NCBI's taxonomy places the organism in Eukaryota, Metazoa, Chordata, Aves, Passeriformes, Pipridae. The transcript has 22 exons. Gene Ontology annotation, biological process: regulation of intracellular pH; transmembrane transport; bicarbonate transport. Gene Ontology annotation, cellular component: basolateral plasma membrane; plasma membrane.
GGUGAGAGCGUGACUCAGGGCAUUGGUGUCUCGCAGCCCGGGCAGCCGCAGGCAGAGCGCGGACAGGGGCGUCCGGAGGCACCCCAGGGAGAGCCGGGUUAUGGUGGCACCGGGCUGAGCGCCGGGACGCAGCGAGGCGGCAGCGGGGGCCGAGCCCGGAGCCAUGGAGGGGCCCGGCCAGGAGGCCUACGAGGAGGGGAUGAGGAGGACCCUCGACCCUGAGGGCUACGAGGAUCCCGGCCUAAAGGACUCCCGCCUGUCGCUGGGGGAGAUGAGCAGGGCCGGCGCUGGCAUCGGGUCCCCCCUGCGCGCGUGGAGGGCCAGAGCCGAGGAGCUGACGCCCCUGCGCCAGUAUCUGCCCGGCCGCCGGGGAUGUUAUGACCUGCACGGGAAGAGGCGCGCGGCCGGGGCCCCCCCGGGACAGCCCCCCCGCCGGGGCGGAGGGCAGCCUGAGUCAGUGACCGAUGUGGACCCGGAGGCGUCGGGGAGCAGGAGGCUCCUGUCCCAGGACAUCCAUGAGGGCUACGUGGAGCUCCACGAGCUGGUCAUGGACAGCUCGAAGGACUUGUGCUGGAUGGAGGCCGGCCACUGGCUCCAGCUGGAGGAGGAUUUCCAGGAAUCGGGGCAGUGGAGCCAGCCCCAUCUCUCCUUCCUGACCUACCGCAACCUCCUGGAGAUCCGACGGGCUUUGAACAAAGGUGCCAUUCUCCUCGAUGUGGCAGCCAACUCAAUGGCAGCCAUCGUCAACGUCCUCAUCGACCAGAUGAUCUACGAGGGGCAGUGGAAGCCACAGGACCGGGAGGACAUCAUGAGGACACUGCUCCUGCGGCACAGCCACCCCAGUGAGGGGGAGUCGGUGUGGACGCUGCCGCCGGCGCUGCUGCAGCGCUCGGGCACCCGCCGGGACGAUGUGGAGCAGCCACUGAUGAGGGAACAGCAGCCCAUGGAAAUGAGCAAGCUGUCAGGGACUGAGCCGAGUGGGGCCUCCAAACCCCAACUCCAAGAGAAGAUCCCCAAGGAUGCUGAGGCCACCCUGGUCCUCGUGGGCUGUGCAGCCUUCCUGGAGCAGCCAACGCUGGCCUUUGUGCGCCUGAAGGACGCGGUGACACUGGACGGUGUCCUGGACGUGCCCCUCCCCGUCCGCUUCCUCCUCGUGGUGCUGGGCCCCGACAGCCCCAACAUCAGCUACCAUGAGAUCGGCCGUGCCAUCGCCACCAUGAUGUCCGAGAGGGUGUUUCGCCGGGAUGCCUACCUGGCCGAGGGCCGGCAGGACCUGGUGCGGGCGGUGGAGGAGUUCCUGGAGGCCAGCAUUGUCCUGCCUCCCACCGAGACCCCCAACGAGCAGCUGCUCCGCGCCCUGGUCCCGCUGCAGCGCGAACUCCUCCGCCGCCGCUACCAACCCCCCGAGAAAACACCCAGCGAGGGCUUCCUGAAAGACCAGGGGCUGGAUGCGCCGGCACCGGAGGACGACGACCCCCUGCGCAGGACGGGGCGGCCCUUUGGGGGGCUGGUGCGGGACAUCUGCCGCCGGUACCCCAAAUAUCUCAGUGACAUCAAGGACGCCCUCAGCCCCCAGUGCCUGGCCGCUGUCAUCUUCAUCUACUUUGCGGCGCUGUCACCUGCUGUCACCUUCGGAGGCUUGCUGGGUGAGAAGACCAAGGGCAUGAUGGGGGUGUCGGAGCUGCUCAUCUCCACCUGCGUGCAGUGUGUGCUCUUCAGCCUCCUCGGUGCCCAGCCCCUCCUUGUCAUUGGAUUCUCAGGACCCCUCCUCGUCUUCGAGGAAGCCUUCUAUGGGUUCUGCAGCAGCAAUGGCUUGGAAUACAUCGUGGGCCGGGUCUGGAUUGGCUUCUGGAUGAUCCUGCUGGUGCUGGUGGUGGUGGCCUUCGAGGGCAGUUUCCUGGUGCGCUUCCUGUCCCGCUACACCCAGGAGAUCUUCUCCUUCCUCAUCUCCCUCAUUUUCAUCUUCGAGACCUUCUCCAAGCUGGUCACGAUUUUCAAGCAACACCCUCUGAAGCGGGAGUACAGCGUGAAGGCUGACUAUGACCCCUCAGAGCCAGAGCCCAACACGGCCCUGCUGUCCCUCAUCCUCAUGGCUGGCACCUUCUUCCUGGCCUUCUUCCUCCGCAAGUUCAAGAACAGCGCCUUCCUGCCGGGCAAGGUCCGGCGCUUGAUCGGGGACUUUGGGGUGCCCAUUUCCAUCUUCAUCAUGGCCCUGGCCGACUUCUUCAUCAAGGACACGUACACACAGAAACUGAGCGUCCCUAAGGGGCUGGAGGUCACCAACUCGACCGCCCGGGGCUGGUUCAUCAACCCCAUGGGGCUGCACGAAAAAUUCCCCAUCUGGAUGAUGUUCGCCUCCGUGGUGCCCGCCCUCCUGGUCUUCAUCCUCAUCUUCCUCGAGACGCAGAUCACCACCCUCAUCGUCAGCAAACCCGAGAGGAAGCUGGUGAAGGGCAGCGGCUUCCACCUGGACCUGCUGCUGAUCGUGGCCAUGGGGGGGCUGGCGGCCCUUUUCGGGAUGCCCUGGCUCAGUGCCACCACCGUGCGCACCAUCACCCACGCCAACGCCCUCACCGUCAUGAGCAAGGCCUCCUCUCCCGGAGAGAAAUCCCAGAUCCUGGAGGUCAAGGAGCAGCGCAUCAGCAGCUUGCUGGUGGCCGUGCUCAUCGGCGUCUCCAUCCUCAUGGAGCCCAUCCUGAAGUACAUCCCGCUGGCCGUGCUCUUCGGCAUCUUCCUCUACAUGGGGGUCACCUCCCUCUUUGGCAUCCAGCUCUUCGACCGCAUCCUGCUCCUGCUGAUGCCCCCCAAGUACCACCCUGACGAGCCCUAUGUCACCAGGGUGAAGACUUGGCGGAUGCACCUCUUCACCUUCACCCAGAUCAUCGUCCUUGUGCUGCUGUGGGUGGUGAAGUCCACCCCGGCCUCGCUGGCGCUGCCCUUCGUCCUCAUCCUCACCGUGCCCCUGCGGCGCUUCCUGCUCCCCAGGAUCUUCCAGGACAUCGAGCUCAAAUGUCUGGACGCAGAUGAUGCCGUGGUGACCUUCGAGGAGGAGGAGGGGACAGACGUGUACAAUGAGGUGCAGAUGCCCAGUUAAGGGCUGGACCCCCGGCCCCCCAACGCCCCCCCAGCCCCCCCCAUGCUUCUAUCACCACUGCUGCCACCCCGGGGCCGCUGGGCAAUGGAGGAUUUGGGGACACUGUCCCCACCUGCACACCCCAGGAAUGGAAAUAUUUUUUAGUUGUUUUUCCCUUUUUUUGAUCUAUUUUUUUAAAUAUUUUGGAUGGUGUGAUCUCACCCACACUCUGCUGCCUGCUGGGGAAGGGGCUGCCCGGGCUCGGGGGGUUCCACGGGCCACCCCCAACCCCGUGGCAAGGUGGGAUGUGUCACCAUCCCAUCCCUGAGGCCACCAGCGGGCACUGGGCAUGGGAAGGAGCUGGAGGAAGCUCCCAGCCCCCGGGGACACCCCCAGCCUGGCCCCUCUUCCCCGGAUGAACAUUCCAGUGAGCUGGGAAAGACCCUUCACCCCACGGAGCCCUUCUCCCACUUUCUCCAUCGUUUGCUCCAGUGGGAUCAUCCCAGCUGCUCCGCUGAGCUUCCAGCACCUCCCAGAGUUGGGAUGUAAAUAGUCCAGUGAGGGAGUUUACAUAUUUAGAACGAAAAUAAUCAUGCUAAAAACAGCCAAAAAAUUACUUAUAAUUAUGCCGAUGCUUCCGCAGGUAGGAUUCACUCAUAGCCAAGCAAAAAUUCCCCCAAAAAAAGGAUGAAAAAGCACCUUAAAAAUGAAAAAAAAUUGAGGAAAAUAGAAAAAAAAAAAAAAAGCAGCUGCAAGGAGUGAUCUGUAUAUUUGAUGCUACUGGGGGGGGUUUGUAAUUUAUUUUUAGGGCUGGUUGUGCCCCUGCUGCAGCAGGGCCGUGUGUGUGUGUAUAUAUACUAGAGAAUUAUAUCAAAAUUCAGAAUUUUCUAUAAAAGAUGAUUUUUAAGGAUCCUGGUCAGGGCCUAAACUCUAAGGACCAGUCUGUCAGUCUCACUCCAUUCAUGAAUUAGUGUUAGUUAGUUAAUUAGUCCUCUUUAUUUUUAUAGCGUUCCGGGUAAAUCUGUGUAGUUUUUCCUCGAUUUUUCCCUUGCUUGCUGACCAUGUCUUGCCCUGUUUCUGCUGGGAUUGCUCCCAGUCCAGCUGAGCAUCCCCCUGAUCCUGCCAAGGCUCGUUCUGCCCUGAUCAUCCUGAAGGACUGGAUCCAGCCAGGGCACAGAACACCAGAUCAGGCUCAAAAUUUGCUCAUUUUUGCUCAUUUUUGACCCCAAAAUCAGCGGGGGGGGGGAGGGGGUGGGAGAGUAGGGGGGUGGGAGUGGGUGGCCACACCCAGGGCCUUGUGUUUGGGGUUGGUUUAGUUUUAUUAAUUAUAUGUCUGAAAUGAAGAAAUGUUUCGAUCUUUGGGGUUUCCUCCUUCCCUUCCCCCUACCUCUGUAUCAGGCUUUAAUAAAGAAAUUAAUAAAAUCAGAAAGGAAA